Lycium barbarum (goji berry) is the source of this 4084-nucleotide messenger RNA. Its product is annotated as trans-resveratrol di-O-methyltransferase-like. Gene Ontology annotation, biological process: methylation. Gene Ontology annotation, molecular function: O-methyltransferase activity; protein dimerization activity; S-adenosylmethionine-dependent methyltransferase activity. The record is from RefSeq and is a predicted model, not a curated record. Lineage: Eukaryota; Viridiplantae; Streptophyta; Magnoliopsida; Solanales; Solanaceae. The transcript has 2 exons. The coding region runs from base 2591 to 3676 and encodes 361 amino acids.
CAUCAUAAAAAAAACAUAGAACCGGAUCAUAAGGCAUCGUUUCAUAUACUUGGAACCUUUAAAGUAGUCAUUAUCCACAAUAGAGUUGAGAUAUCAAGAAAUAGUUUAACGUUUUCAUAUUGUCAUAUUCAUGGUAGGAACAUAUCGUCAACAUAUCUAUCAUAGUCAUUUUCUCAUAUUUGACUUCAUCGUUGUCAUUAUAAGAUCAUAUUCAUCAGCUUAGUCAUAAGAGCUUCCUAUCUCUUAAAACUUGGUUUUCGAAAAAUAUGGGCAUUUUAAAGAAAAACAAUUAUGAACUUUUAGGAAAAGACUUAUACAUUGGAGUCAUAGACUUAUAGCUUUUUCAAGUAAAGAAGAUAUAUAAAAAAAGACAUUUGAGACAUUACGACUUGGGGAUCAUGCCUUUGAAAGAAAAGGGACGAGCCUUAACAUACCUGUUCCACGUCCUAUUAGCUACGCUUAUGUGUCCAAGCUUGUAAGUCUACAUUUAAGAUAAUUCACACUAAUGUUAGCCUUUUCAUCAUACACUUGUACCAUAAUUCAAAUUAUACUAUUUUAUAUUCUGCCGAAAAUCGGGCAGCAUCUCCCCUGUUUAUAUGCCUAGCCCAAAUUUUUAAUUCAGCAGCCAACAGCAACAACAACAAUACCAACAUCAAUUAUAAUGUUUUCAACUCCAAAAUAUCUCAUAAAACAGCCCAAACGCUGUUUUCCAACUUUCAUAACUAAUUAACUCAGUAUACAAUUAUUUAAUCGCGUAUUCUUCGUAAAUAAACCGGUAUUAGCACAAAUAGCAAGAGAUUCAUACCUUUCUCCCUUUAAUAUUGCUUAAUCUCCACUUUUCCACGCUAAAUUUAGGCCACCACACACUGUUAUACGAUUCUGCACCAAUAAUUAUACGCUACCCGGACUGAAAUCUGGAAUUUUAUACCUGGUUUGGGCAAAAUUUGGUUUGGGGAGUUGGGGAGAACUCUCCAGAUUUUUUGGAGAGUUUUGGGGUGUGUUUUUCGUGUGUUGAUCUGAAAAUGAGGGGGGUUUCCCCCUUUUUAUGAUGUUUAGAAGCUGCCAGAAACGACUGGAAAAAUGCUCUGCGCGUUCGCGCUGCCUUCUGGCGCGAUCGCGCAGGGUUAAAUAAAUUCCUUCUGCGCGUUCGCGCCCCCUUUAGGCGCGUUCGCGCAGGGUUAAAUUUUCUGACUGGAUGUUCGUUCAGUAAAACGGUCAUAACUCUUGAUCCCGAUAUCGUAUGAGGGCCCACGACCUAUGGUUAGAAAUAUCUUUCAAUUAUCUACAACUUUUAUUUCUGGGGGUUUUCCCAAAUUCCAAACUUAUAAUGCCCUUUUUGCCCUUUCAAGUCAGAUCAUCCGAAAACGUUUCCUUAAAUCGUCCUUUUGGAGGGCUUAUGCCCAUUUUUUGGCUUAUGGGUCCUUCUUAGGACUUGCUCAACUUUCCAUAUACUACUCGUAUGUAUCUUCAUAUGUCCUUUAUAAAACUUUGACAUGUGGGCCCCACUUAGCUUGCAGCAACGAUGGCUUUUCGUCAAUUAACAUAUUAACUAAUUUACACCAUAUGGUCUCCAAAUGUCAUAUAUAUGCCAUUAUUACCUUCUUAUAACACAACCUUCAUUCUGAAAUUGAUUUUCAGAUUUUUGUUCAGCGCGUUCGCGCUGUAUUGGCCCUUUGGCCCAUUGUAAGCCGUCUACAGUUUUUUGGUAACGCAAAAUUUUUCCGGGGUGUAACAGGGUUCGGUAAUUUGAAAUUCGGUAAUUGACAGUAGAUACCAAAUACCAAAUCGAAAAAGUUCGGUUCGGUUCGGUAAAUCAAACUUCGGUUCGGUAAAUUUCGAUACGGUAUUCGGGAUUUACCAUUUAAGGAAACAAAGUACACAAAAGUUGAGGUACAAUAUAAUUGAAACAGAUUUGUAUACUUCUAAACAACUCUUUACAUUCCAGCAUAUUUGAAAUUCAACGACGAAGCAUAUUCUACUACAGAAACGUGCUUUUAUAUUCAAAUUGAAGAAGCACAGUUUCGGGACAAGCAGAACAGAGGGGAAAACAAAGUGAAAAAGAAGGGCAGGGGACGGGAGGAAAAAGAUAAAGAUCUCCACAGCAACUGGAUAUGAAAAUCAUUCAAAUGGAGGACAACACAUUGUCACAACCAGAAGUACAGAGAUAUAGUAAACACAUUAGUGUGAAUAAUUCGGUAUUCGGGAAAUUAUCGAAUACCGAACGGUACUAAUGUCUCUUACCGAUCCCGAACCCGAAUACUAUAAUUUUGAAAUUUUAUUCUCGAAUACCGUACCGAAUACCGAAUUACCGAAUACCAAAUUACCGAAAUUCUCGGUUCGGUUCGGUAAUUCGAUUUUCGGUAAUUUAUGCCAGCCCUAUUUUUGGGGGUAAAUCACACUCACGCCAGCGAAGCUAUGUAUUUUGCCUAUAAUAGUAAUUUUAAAAGAAUAUAUAUACACACUGUAUCAUAUCUUCUUAGAGACCUCUUGAUCUGAUUAAGAUGGGUCUAUCAUCCCUUCUUCUUAUCAAUAUAUAUGCACACCUGGAUCAUCAUCAUAACCCUAAGCAACUCAAAGAUAAUAUCUCACAAUGGCAUCGUAUGAUAAUAUUGGAGAUGAAGCUAGAGAAGUACUGGCUGCUCAAGCACAUAUAUGGAACCAUACAUUCAACUACAUCAGCUCCAUGUCUCUCAAAUGUGCAAUUCAACUUGGAAUUCCAGAUAUCAUCCAUAGCCAUGGCCGACCAAUGAUGCUCUCCGAUUUGGUGAAUGCCCUCCCAAUCAACAAAGCCAAAGGGCAGGAAUGUAUUUACCGUCUCAUGAGUAUUCUAGUCCAUGGAGGCUUCUUUAUUCAAACCAAGAUUAACGAUGAAGAAGGUUAUUUACUUACUCCGACUUCACGUCUCCUCCUUAAAGACGAGCCUUUGAGUUUGGUCCCUUUUGUGCAAAUGCAAUUAGAUCCAAUUAUAAUGGAUUCAUCGCACUCACUCAGCGAAUGGUUCAAGAAUAGUGACUCGACUCCGUUCGAGACGGCUCAUGGCAAGCCGUUUUUCGAAUAUGCAGGGGUUGAAUCUAGGUUUAACCAUUUAUUUAAUGAAGCCAUGGCUAGUGAUGCCCGAUUGGUCAUGAGUGUGUUGAUUAAAAAUGGUAAGGGAGUUUUUGAAGGAUUGAACUCAUUAGUGGACGUUGGAGGCGGCACUGGAACCGUCGCUAAAGCUAUUGCUCACGCAUUUCCUGAAAUAGCCUGCAUUGUUUUCGAUCUGCCCCAUGUAAUUGAAGGAUGUGAAGGGAGCAAGAACCUGAGCUAUGUCGCCGGAGAUAUGUUUAAGUCCAUUCCUUCUGCCGAUGCAAUUUUACUAAAGUGGAUAUUACAUGACUGGAGCGACGAAGAUUGUAUCAAAAUAUUGAAGAAAUGUAAAGAAGCAAUUCCAAGUAAGGAGAAUGGAGGAAGGCUAAUCAUCAUUGACAUGGUAUUGAUGGAUCAUAACCUACAGAAAGGAGACCACAAGUCAUACGAGCUGACCCAACUUUCCAUCGACAUGCUCAUGAUGGCUGUCGCUUCCGGAAAAGAAAGAAGUCAAGAAGAUUGGGCAAAACUCUUCUCUGAUGCCGGCUUUAGCGACUAUAAGAUAAUUCCUAUAUUGGGGUUGCGAUCUAUUAUUGAGGUUUAUCCUUAAAUCUACUCAAGUUCAAAAUACAAUAGAAGACCGGGAAGAUAUAUAAGUUGUCCCAAGUCAUUUCUCUGGAUGCCUCCUUAUAAGUUGUCCCAAGUCUUAACUAUUAAUGGCAAAACAGCAAACGGCGCUGCAGAGCCAAAUUCUGAUAUGAUUAUGCACUGCCAUAAACUGGCCAACUAGUAAACAAAUUGAAGCUAGCUUCUGUGCUUCAAAUAAAGCUCUGGUAUGAUAUUUUAGGAUGUCCGACAAGUAAAUUGGCCGAGACUUUCCAAUUUGUCAAAAUCUCGUUUUUUACUGUUUUUCUUGUCUUCUGCUGUAGCCUGUAAUUCUCGCCCUUAACAGAUCUAGGGUCCAUUUAGUCUGAUAGUCUCUGAGACAACAAAGUAAUUAAAGAGAAAAUUGAAUUCA